AUGUCAGUUGUAUUAUUCCAGGAGGAUGUAGUGACAGCAUUAAUGAUAGCUGCCAUGUGGGGACACCUGGAGAUCUGUCGUCUCCUCAUUGAUAAAGGAUGUAAGAUCGACAUCACAGAUGUUAAUGGACAGACAGCAUUAAUGAUUGCUGCCGAGGGAGGACACCUGGAGGAGGAUGGAGUGACAGCAUUAAUGUUUGCUGCCGAGGGAGGACACCUGGAGAUCUGUCGUCUCCUCAUUGAUACAGGAUUUGUAUUAUUCCAGGAGGGUGGAUUGACAGCAUUAAUGACAGCUGCCAUGGGAGGAGAGCUGGAGAUCUGUCGUCUCCUCAUUGAUACAGGAUGUAAGAUCGACACAGCAACAGAUAGAGGAGAUACAGCAUUAAUGUUAGCUGCCGAGGGAGGACGCCUGGAGAUCUGUCAGCUUCUCAUUGAUAGAGGAUGUAAGAUCGACAUCACACAUGAUUGGAGAGUGACAGCAUUAAUAUGGGCUGCCCAGAGAGGAGACCUGGAGAUCUGUAGUCUCCUCAUUGAUACAGGAUGUAAGAUCAACACCACAGAUAGAGAUGGAGAGACAGCAUUAAUGAGGGCUGCCAGGUAUGGAGGCCUGGAGGUCUGUCGUCUUCUCAUUGAUAAAGGAUAUCAAUGGAUACACAGCUUUACAUAA
Molecule: messenger RNA, 666 nt
Organism: Mytilus trossulus (common blue mussel)
Lineage: Eukaryota; Metazoa; Mollusca; Bivalvia; Mytilida; Mytilidae
Product: kinase D-interacting substrate of 220 kDa-like
Exons: 8
Coding region: 1-666 (221 amino acids)
Molecular function (GO): protein binding
Source: RefSeq, a predicted model, not a curated record